UUCUUCUCUGCCUCACGCCUGCUUCCGAUUAGCGCCUAUAUUAGAUUGCUCGUUCUUUUCCUUCACGCAUUCUCAGCCACAUAGACAAAUAGACACCCAAGACCAUCCCAACUUCCCGUCGAGCCCAACCCCGCCAUGAACAUGAUGCGCACCAGAAGAACCAACACCGCGCCGUUGGAAGACGCCUCCACCGCGCCAGAGACCUUCAACGACGGACUCCCCCUCCCGAAGCUCAUCGCCUUUGAUCUGGACUACACGCUCUGGCCUUUCUGGGUCGAUACGCACGUCAGCGCGCCCGUCAAGCCGCGCGACAACAACUCCCGCUGCACAGACCGAUGGAACGAAUCCUUCGCCUUCUAUCCCGCCGUCUCGGCCAUCGUCUACGCCUGCAAAAGCCACUCCAUCCCGCUCGCGCUCGCCUCGCGCACCCACACCCCCGACCUAGCGCGCGACAUGCUCAAGGCCCUACACAUCAUCCCGACCUUCUCCGACAACCCCGCCGCGAAGACCAAGUCCGUUCGCGCGCUCGACUACUUCGACUACAUCCAGAUCUUCCCGGCGAACAAGACGCAGCACUUCGCGCGGAUCCACCAGGCCAGCGGGGUGCAGUACGAGGAGAUGCUGUUUUUCGAUGAUGAGGCGCGGAAUCGCAAUGUGGAGACGGAGCUGGGGGUGACGUUUUGUUUGGUGAGGGAUGGGAUGACUCGCGAGGAGGUCGAUCGGGGGGUGUGGGCGUGGCGGAAGAGGAAUGGGAUUAAGAAGGAGAGGAGUGAGGAGGAGGUUUAAAUUAGAUGGGCUUUUGGGUUGGUGUGUAUAUUGGCGUCUGGUUUGGUUGCGUUGAUUAGAGAUAUGGUUAGAUUUGGAUUUGAUGGUAUAGAUACCCGGAUGGAAGGACAGGAUCGGAUGGGAUAUGACUAGACAUUUGGAUUUAUUGUCCGCUGUACUGUACAUAACACCGAACACUAAAAUAGACACUAG
Messenger RNA from Aspergillus steynii IBT 23096, 978 nucleotides. Its product is annotated as Mg-dependent acid phosphatase. NCBI's taxonomy places the organism in Eukaryota, Fungi, Ascomycota, Eurotiomycetes, Eurotiales, Aspergillaceae. Gene Ontology annotation, molecular function: acid phosphatase activity. The record is from RefSeq and is a predicted model, not a curated record. The coding region runs from base 136 to 786 and encodes 216 amino acids. The transcript is spliced from 2 exons.